This is a messenger RNA of Juglans regia (Persian walnut), 2654 nucleotides long. RefSeq names its product heat stress transcription factor A-4a-like. Bases 547 to 1719 code for a protein of 390 amino acids. The record is from RefSeq and is a predicted model, not a curated record. Gene Ontology annotation, molecular function: DNA-binding transcription factor activity; RNA polymerase II cis-regulatory region sequence-specific DNA binding. Gene Ontology annotation, cellular component: nucleus. Lineage: Eukaryota; Viridiplantae; Streptophyta; Magnoliopsida; Fagales; Juglandaceae. Gene Ontology annotation, biological process: regulation of transcription by RNA polymerase II. The transcript is spliced from 3 exons.
CUUUUCUCUAUGUGAAUCCUAGUUUUUCUGAGGGUUUCUGCUUUGCGGCAGAAAGGGUAGCUUGCCUGUCUUUCCGCGAAUUCUUGGGGGGUUUGUGCGUGUAGUUGACUUCGUGGGACUUCAUUUUCAGGAGGUUUUACCCGUUUUAUGCCCUUAAUUCUGGUGAGUUUCGGAAACCCCUGGUGGCAAUUCGAGGGGGUUCUUUGAAUUGGGUUCCGCAUUUCCGCAGGAUUUAGAGGUGAUUCGAGCUCAUCAGAGCCUGGCACGGUGUUUCCUAUGGUUUGAGAUAGAGGGUUGUAUUGGGGUCUUGUUUUGUUUGGAUUUGAUUCUGUUGGUGUGGGAAAAAGCAAGGUUCUUGUUUUCAUUAUAGGUGAAACUCGAGGGGGGGUUUUAACGUAGAGGGUUUUGAAAAUAAAUGUUAGUUCCGUGUAUUCAACAAGAAGAUAGAGAUUUUUUCCUUUCGUUUUCUUUUGUUUCUGGGGAGUUCGUGGUUUUGAAAGGGGGGAAAUUAACUAAGGUUUGAGGUUGAGGAAUUGGGAAACUAGGAUGGAUGAUGCUUUGUCUGGUUCGAAUUCGCUGCCUCCGUUCCUUGCAAAAACGUACGAGAUGGUGGAUGAUCCCUCCACUGAUUUAGUGGUGUCGUGGAGCCAGAGUAAUAAGAGCUUUGUCGUGUGGAAUCCGCCUGAUUUUGCGAGGGAUCUGCUGCCGAGGUUCUUUAAGCACAACAACUUCUCCAGCUUCAUUAGACAGCUGAAUACAUAUGGUUUUAGGAAGGUUGAUCCGGACCAAUGGGAAUUUGCGAAUGACGAUUUUGUAAGAGGUGAGCCACACCUUUUAAAAAACAUACACAGACGAAAACCAGUCCAUAGCCAUUCAAUGCAGAAUCUGCAAGGACAAGGAAGUGCGUCUCCUUUAAGCGAACCGGAAAGACAGAGCUUGAACGAGGAGAUUGAGAGGCUUAAACGCGAGAGAGAACGGCUUCUUUUGGAGUUACGGAGGCACGAUGAGGAACGGCGUGGAUUUGAGCUGCAAAUCCAGCUAUCGAAGGAGCGUUUGCGGCAAGUAGAGCAGCGGCAGCAAAAUUUGAUGUCAUCUGUGGCUGGAUUCUUGCGGAAACCAGGACUUGCCUUGAAUUUCGUGACACAAUUGGAAAAUCACGAGAGAAAGAGAAGAUUGCCAAGAGCAAGUUGCUUCUAUGAUGGAGCCAGCGUUGAAGAGAAUGAGAUGGAGACUUCCCAAAGCGUCCUUAGAGAAAGUGGGCCGAGUACUUCUGAUUCGACAUCGAACAUGGAGCCGUUUGAGCACUUAGAGUCAUUGCUGUUAUUUUGGGAGAAUAUCGUGCAUGAUAUUGGUCAAACUUCCAAUAAACUUAAUUCGAAAGGGGAAUUGGAUGAAUCUCUAAGUUAUGAUGAGAGCCCGGCUAUAUCUUGCUUACAGCUUAAUGUUGACCGUCGGCCUAAAUCUCCUAGAAUUGACAUGAACUCUGAACCUGCUACAGCUGCUGCUCCAGAGUCCGUUGACCCUGUUGCCUCUGAAGGACAAGCAGCUGGGAAUGCUGCUACCAUGCCCACUGGGGUCAAUGAUGUUUUCUGGGAACAGUUUUUGACUGAGAAUCCUGGCUCAACCGAUGCAAAGGAAAUUCGGUCAGAGAGAAAUGAAUUGAUGGCAGAAAGAAUGAAACCAAACCUGGCAAUCGUGGCAAAUUUUAGUGGACGAUAAACAACGUAAAUAACCUUGCAGAGCAGAUGGGGAAUCUUACUCCAGCAGAGAGAACUUGAUACCGGUUGAUUCCCAUAUCCGGCUUUUGAUGCCCCAGUGGCACACAUGUAAUAAAUUUAGAAAUUUGACAAUAUGAAGCUGCUAUAGAACGUGCCCAUAUGGUACUGCUACAAAGCUGGUCCGCAGCACUGAGUAUGUUAGUACACUUCGGUACCAGACUUCUUGCAUCUGCUGAGGAGUGGAUGCAUUCUUCCCCAUACAACGGGUGCAUGGUGCAUACUUCUCUCCACUUCCAAUUCAUCAUUCAUAGAAAAAGUGAUGUCCAUCACUGAACUCUACCAAACCCAUGCCAACUGAAUGGAAACAUGAGCAUAAAGUUCAAUAUAUAAAAUGCAAAGGAAGCCAGAUAGUUGCUUGUCCAAUUGAUUUCUUAUCUGCAUGUGCCGGAGUCGGGGCUUCAGGCCAAGAUGAAUUGAUUCGGACUUUUGCUGAAGGAUGGACUAAACAUCGAUGGUUUGCUUUCCUGUUAUGCUUUUUAUAUGCAUUCUUAACAUGGGAGCAUUAAGAAGCCUUUGAAAGUAUUCAGAAAUAAGAAUGGUCGAUCGGCUCAAGCUCAAUAUGCUUAGUAAGGACGAGGACAUGAGGUGGAUGGUGAGAUCAGAGGUUCCAGAUCUGUGUGUGUUUAUGACUAACAAAAAAUAAUAAUUACUUUGAGAAUGGAUAUUGGUAUAUAAAAGGUUAUUCCACUCUGUUUAGACCCUUCAUAACUUUGGAGAAAUUUUGUUGCCUCAUGCAUCAGUUUAUCCAAUGGCCUACCAUAAUGAGGAUGGCGAAAAGAUACUAUACAGGCAUGUAACUUCAACUCAAUACAAUUUCAUUUUGUAUUUCAUCUCCAUAAAUGAAUGUUGUAGCUUGGAGUUGCUUACACAGAUUAA